UGAAUCGUUUCGAGAGGCCACCCCAGCAGAUCAACCAAUCGAAACAGGCCCUCUCGAAUAUGCUUCGACAGAGACACCCGCUUAAUACUUUCAUCCCGGGAAUGCAGAACAAUCCGAAUUCUGCGCCUCAGAAUACCAAUUAUGGACAGAUGCAGAGGAGCUUCCCCAGACAGUCUAUCAGGCAACCGCAUCCUGGAUCGAUUCAACCGAAUCAGGGAAUGUUCCCUCAGCAGUACAGCAACAUGCAGAGCGGCAUGAGCCAGCAGUACAGCAACUACGCCGCCAACCCUCAGACCAUGAUGCAGGGCAACAUGCAGGGCAACCAGCAGAUGAUGCAGGGGGCCCAGGGCAACAUGUUCGCCGGGCAACAGCAGGGAUUCGGCCAGGCCAGGCCAGCGCAGCCGGAUUACCGGCAGAUGGGACAAAAUCCGAGAGCCCCUUACAUGCAACAAGCCCCCAACGUCACCAUGAACACGAACAUGAACACCAUGGGAGCCAUGGGUGGCCAAGGGGGUCCCGCUCCGCCGUAUUCCCGUACCGCAGCUCAGACUAUGCAGCCGAACGUGCAGAAUCAGAAUCAGUUCCAGCAACAGCAGAGGAUGAGGCAGCAGAUGUUGGCCAUGCAGCAACAGCAACAGCAGCAGCAGCAGCAGGGGGGGCCGCAGGGCAACCAGCCCAGUCCGGCCCUCGUGGCGCACCUGCAGAGGCAGCAGAUGAAUCCCAAUCCUUAUCACCAGCCACCGCCGUACAAUAUGCAGUAGUUUUAUUUACGUACGCGAUUUAUUUUGAUUAUUGUACGCUUCUGCACGAGUGAACGUUAUUGUGUAUAUUUUUAUUUAUAUAAAAGGAUUAGUUUUUCUUUUGACAAAAAUUUUUGCUAUUUUAAUAUUUAAAGUAGUUUUUCUUGAGGGGACGGACCAAAAGUAGUUCAAAUGUCUCAUGCAGUAAUUUAAUUAUUGUACUCAAAUGGAUGUCAUUAUGUAUAUUUGAUAAACGAGUUGAGUUCUAUUAUACUUUUUCCAAAGUU
Messenger RNA from Anoplophora glabripennis (Asian longhorned beetle), 1027 nucleotides. RefSeq names its product mediator of RNA polymerase II transcription subunit 12-like. The transcript is spliced from 2 exons. The record is from RefSeq and is a predicted model, not a curated record. NCBI's taxonomy places the organism in Eukaryota, Metazoa, Arthropoda, Insecta, Coleoptera, Cerambycidae. The annotation marks the transcript as partial.